UUUCUUCUUGUUAAGUUUGUUCUACGCUGCUUUCCGUCCUCACACUUUUGCACGUAGUAUUGACAGUGACUGCGUAAUGAAUGGUUUGUCAGUUUUAGAACUGGACACGAGAUUUUUUUAAAUCAAACUUUUAAUGAACUUUUUUCUCGCGCCACAUAAAUGUUCCAUGAAUUAAAUCGAUAUAAUUAGGUGAUUGUUCUAGAAAAAUCGGUUUAGCCGUGUAUACAACUUGUGAACAUUUAAGGAAGACGUCUGAAAAUGAGUCAGUUUGACGAGUAUUGCAGUUUGGAUGGUGAUGACAAUGGAAACCACGAACACCCGGUAGUCAACAGACACGAAGUAACGGAGGCGGACCGCACUUCAGUCAACAGUAACGUCCCGAGGAAGACGGUCACGCCUGGAGUGGGGGAGCACCGUCUUCAGUACAACUAUACCUUCUGGUUCUCACGCCGCACGCAGAGUCGCCCCGCAAUCACACAGAGCUACGAGGAUAAUAUCCGGCAGAUCGGAACUGUGGCCUCGGUGGAGCAGUUCUGGAAACUGUACAGUCAUCUGGUCCGGCCUGGUGAUCUGACAGGUCACAGUGACUUCCACCUCUUUAAGGAGGGCAUCAAGCCCAUGUGGGAGGACAAAGCCAACAGGAGUGGCGGGAAGUGGAUCAUCCGGCUGAGGAAGGGGCUGGCCUCCCGCUUCUGGGAGAACAUCAUCCUGGCCAUGCUGGGCGAGCAGUUCAUGGUCGGAGAGGAGAUCUGCGGCGUCGUGGUGUCUGUCCGCUUUCAGGAGGACAUCCUGUCCAUCUGGAACAGGACGGCUAAUGACCACAUGACGACCUCUCGUAUCCGGGACACUCUGCGUCGGAUUCUCAAUCUUCCGCCCAACACCAUCAUGGAGUACAAGACCCACAACGACAGCCUCAGGGAUAAUUCCAGCUUCCGCAACACGAAGCUCACAGUCUGACCAGCAGCUGAUGGGCUGUGGAGGUGUGGGUGUGUCGGGUUCGAGGGCAACUGCCCUUCAGCUUUUCUACAAAUUAAGGACAUCUUAUUGUCUUUUUAAAAAUCGACACAAAUGGAGCAAAGCUGAAGCGGAAAGUACUGAACAGAGGGUGUUUUAUUUUGUUGCAUCUGUAUACAUUCAUUUACUGGUACUGUUCUUCUGUGGUUUUUUUUUUGUAUUUUUUCCACUUCAGGUGAUUUUAUUUAUCUGUAAAUAGUAAUUGACUUUUUCACGCUUGAUUAAGCUUUAGUUUAUGACGUUCAUUUUUCACAACUGAUUAUCCGAUACACUUUGCGGUAAACCUGGAAACCACGCCAGUAAGCAGGGGACACACUAAAAGGGAGGGGGCGGAGAUUUCGUGAUUUAGAAAAGUAAUUUAUAUCGGUAGCGUGAUAUUAAUGCGUUCACUCAGGGACCAUUUAAAAUGUAAAAAAUUACAACUUAUAGUCAGUUCAAAUCAUAAAUGACGGCCCUUAGUUGCUUACAAGUUUCAUAUUCUUCAGACUUUGAAAAUCACAUGAGUCUGUGGUUCGCCUUCAUACCGGUUGUAGCUAAUCAGUAAUAAAUGUAAGGACAAAAGCAUGUUUUAAUGUCGUACAGUUUUCCCCAUGACCCCUUAAAGCUAGACUUUAGGGAAAGUACGGACCCCACGCUAAAAGAACAUGAAAUCGCAAGGUUACGCUGGUCCGCCUGAAACUAUGAAGAACCGUUUAUAUUGGAUAGUGAAAUAACCAAUGUGUGAGUGCAUAUCAAGAUAAGAAAUCCAAGUCAGUUAAUAACUUCACUGAUGUGGCGCUGGUGAAGAAAGAAUUUAAACCAAAAGUGAAACUGCAGAAAAUUCCUUUCAGCUCCUUUUACUUUUACUAUGUGCCGAGUAAACUGCGUUUCUUCAGCUUCAAAUUUGGGGAUUUGGAGUUAAAGUGCGUUAAAGUCAGAAAUCGCUGGGUCCAGACGAAGCUUUGACUAUUCCGAAGAGACGAUAGGAGUCAUGGUGAGUAAUUAAACAUCGUCAGCAGGUCAGACCAUGUAGCCAAUAUUGUUUUUUGUACCUUUUUACCCUAUUCUAUGAUUACGUGACUUCCUCUCUUCGUGUCAUGACAGAACAACAUCGUGACUGAGAAUCACAAUGGAAACCAAGCUCAGUGUCCUAGAUGCCAGAGCUGGUGUUCGAAAGGAAGUUGUGGCGUGCGUACUGUGUGCAAACCCUGCUCCAAGCAGCUGCAUCGAGUUUACCAGUUCUGCUGGACCUGCAGGCGGGAAUGGCCGAAGGAAGCCGCAUUGGAAAGCAUCUGCUCCCUGCCACAGUGUGGGCUGCGGGCAGCCCUCCUCUCACCCGAGACCAUCACGGUCCCUGGGGCAUCUGUGGUGGGAUGUCCCUUCUUCCGUGUGUGUCCUGGAUGCAAAGCGUUAGUCUCCCACAUGGGAAGGGGAUGUCGCAACCUAAAAUGUCCAGACUGCCGUAUCUGGUUCUGCUUCCGUUGUCUGAAGAAGGAGAUCUGCCUGGAAAACUGCAGGAUUGUAGAUAACAGCUCAUCUAUAAGAGAUUUGAAGUUGUAGGAGCUGAUAUAAAAGAGGACAAGUAAAAAACAUAUUUAAUAAAAGCAUGGUGAUAUUUAAAUCCAGUAACAAGAUUUACUUACACCAAACCAAAUUGAUGAUAUUAUUGUUAAAUAUAUUACGGAUCUGUUGACUCAAUGAAUAUGAAUAAGCAGUCCGAAGAUUAGUGGAUGACUCUAUUGUAUGUGUAUCUAUAGUAUGUUGUUAUUGAAAGUCUGUUAAAUUUCCUUUUAAAGUUUGAUUAAAAUGUCUUUUUCUUCAUGUCUUGUAGCAUUGCUAAUUGUUUUAAUGGAUAUUAAAUUCCAUAGUGCAUUUUG
This is a messenger RNA of Paramormyrops kingsleyae, 2870 nucleotides long. Its product is annotated as eukaryotic translation initiation factor 4E type 2-like. The record is from RefSeq and is a predicted model, not a curated record. Gene Ontology annotation, cellular component: cytoplasm; eukaryotic translation initiation factor 4F complex. Gene Ontology annotation, biological process: translational initiation. Gene Ontology annotation, molecular function: RNA 7-methylguanosine cap binding; translation initiation factor activity. NCBI's taxonomy places the organism in Eukaryota, Metazoa, Chordata, Actinopteri, Osteoglossiformes, Mormyridae.